Coffea arabica (coffee) is the source of this 3511-nucleotide messenger RNA. NCBI's taxonomy places the organism in Eukaryota, Viridiplantae, Streptophyta, Magnoliopsida, Gentianales, Rubiaceae. The record is from RefSeq and is a predicted model, not a curated record.
AUUCUUAACUGGUUUCAGCUACUCUCGGUUAGCUUUCACAAAAGAAUUCGGCACCCUGAAUUGAGCUUAGGUCUUGAGUUGCAUUUUCUGUUCCACUCCGAAGAAAUUAACUUUCCUCUGCAUCACGUAUUCCUGGAAAAAAGAGAGAGCAGAAAUUAGAUCCUCAGAAGGAGGAGGUUAUAUAUGUCAGCAGAAGUGCAAAAGACUUUGCAGUAGUAGUUUAUUUCUUCGUCAAUGAAAUCAACAAUAAUGUCCAGUCCACGCGCGUUGUAACUUUAUUCCUUCCCUUGCUAAAUGAUAAGACACCAUUGCUUUUGUACGAUGCUGCAGUAGCCACACCAUUUUCUUUAUCCGACCAACGGACCCGCAGUUGAAAGAAGGUCCUGAAGGCUGACCACCCCACCAACUGCAGAGUCUUCUUAAUAGCUUCAACGAUUUUGUAUUCUAAUUUCUAAGCAGGUGAGAAGCAGCUUCGUCUUUCCAACUCACGUUGCUGCCUAUCUUCCUGUCUUCAAUUUCCAUCAUGUUUCUUGCUUUAGUUUCUUCUAAUUUGUUAAUUCUUUCUUUUUCUUUUUGAUAAAUACUGCACCAUGUAGCAUCGAAGUUCAUCAGCUUAUGAAUCUAUAACCUCCUCUUCCUUCUUCCUUUCAAGAUAUUACCAAGUGGACUGUCCCCUAAACGAGAAACCGCCUUCCCCGCAUUAUUAAGUUAGAAAGAAAGACUGAAAAUGGCAGAAACAGUUCUCUCUUUUGUGCUGGAUCAACUCUCAACUUUUCUGCGCGAGGAGGGACCACUAUUGGGAGGGCUUCGGCAAGAGGUCCAAUUCAUCAGGGAUGAGUUGGGGCACAUGAAGGCUUUCCUGAGAGAGGCAGAAGCAAAAGAAGAAGACGCUCAACCCAGGCUCCAAGAAUGGAUCAAGCAAGUGCGAGAAGCUGCUUAUGACACUGAAGACAUUCUUGAUGAAUUUGUAGCUCGCUUUGCUCGGCAUCGCGCAACAGGAUUCUACGGCUCUGUUCGGAGAAUUUUCAGCUCCAUCAAGAAUUUGAGAGCUCGUCAUCGAGUUGCUAGCGAAAUACAAAGCAUCAAGUCCAGAACCAAAUGUAUUUCUGAAGGUCAUCAAAGAUACCAAUCCGAAUAUGGUAUCUCUGCCCAGGCGUCCAACUCAGUAUCUGCUGUGAACAACACAACCUGGCGCUAUAGCAGAGACGAUGCGCUGCUUGUGGAAGAAGCUAAAUUAGUUGGCAUUGACCAGCCCAAGAAACAUCUAAUUUCUCAGCUCCUCGAAGGGGAUGAUUACCAACUAAAAGUUGUUUCAGUGGUUGGUAUCGGAGGACUUGGCAAAACUACCCUGGUGAAAAAAGUCCAUGAGGAUCCUGAAGUCAGAAGGCAUUUCCCAGUUCGUGCUUGGGUAACUGUCUCUCAAACAUGCGAGUUUCAUGAUCUCCUGAAAGACUUGAUUCGACAGUUACACGAGGAAGGGAAGAAACCAGUCCCACAAUCGAUAGAGUCUAUGACUGCCACUGAGCUGAAAAAAUUUGUCAAAGACUUUCUUCAACAAGCUGGAAGGUAUGCAAUUGUUUUUGACGAUGUAUGGGACGUAGAAUUUUGGAAUACCAUCAAAUUUGCACUGCCCGAGAGCUGCUGUGGCAACCGUGUCAUGCUAACAACUCGAAGAGCUGAUUUAGCUGCUGUGGGGCGUUUUGUCUACAGAAUGGAGCCACUAUCUGUUGAGGAUUCAAGGACCCUGUUUUGCAACAAGAUCUUUAACGGUGGUACUUGCCCUGGCCAUUUGAUGGAUGUUGCCAAAGGUAUAUUGGAUAAAUGUGAGGGCUUGCCCCUUGCAAUCCUUGCAAUCAGUGGGCUUUUGGCUUCGAAAGAUGUAAACAGAAUAGACGAAUGGGAGAUGGUUCGACGUAGCCUUGGGUGUGAAUUAGAAGGCACGGGCAAGCUGGACAGAGUUAAAAAGAUACUUUCUCUCAGUUAUGGUGAUUUGCCUUGGCAUCUAAAGACGUGUCUGUUGUACACAAGUAUCUUCCCAGAGGAUUACGAAAUAGAAUGCGCAAGACUCGUUAAUUUGUGGAUUGCUGAAAGGUUUGUAGAAUGGAGGGAAGGAAUGAGUAUUGCAGAUGUAGCCUGGGGUUAUUUUAGUGAACUCGUCAAUAGAAGCCUAAUUCAAGUGACUAAGGUGUUUUACGAAGGAAUGCCCAACACUUGUCGAAUCCAUGACCUGUUGAGAGAAGUCAUUCUUCUCAAGUCAAGGGAACAAAACUUGGUCACAGUUACUACUGGACAACCAACGAUGUGGCCGUCCGAUAAGGUUCGCCGUCUUGUAGUCCAUAGUUGUAGCAGUGACAACACCCAGCACCACCAACAAGGACACAAUGAUUGCUUUGACCACCUUCAGUCGUUCGUUACUGUUGGAUCCACGAACCCACUACUGUCUAGAUGCUUGUUAUCUAAAGUUUCAGAGAGUAGAGUGGAGAGAGUCCCAAAAGGCAUUGGGAAGCUUCAACAUUUGGAGUUUCUGGAUUUGGGUAACACUGCAGUUAGGGAAUUACCCAUGGAAAUCCUAGAGCUGCAAAAACUUCGGUAUCUCAGAGUAUAUCAACUAGUUGAUUCUUCAGAUGAUGAUUAUGGAUCUCACGGAUUCAAAACUCCAUCUAAUAUGGGAGGGCUUCUUGCCUUAGAAACAUUAAGCACCAUAGAUGCAAGUAGUGGAUCUACAAUAGUCAAGGAGAUAGGAAAGCUGACCCAAUUAAGAGAGCUAUAUAUUACAAUGUUGAAAAGAGAAGAUGGAAAAGAGCUCUGCUCCUCCCUUGCCAACCUCACCAGCCUUCGGAGAUUAAGCGUUGGUUCAAUUGGAAAAGGUGAUGAUCAUGAGAUAAUUGAUCUAAAUCAUCAUCAUCCUUCUCUUUCUUCUUCUUCUUCUUCUUUUCUUCAAUCUCUUCAUCUGCUGAUUUUGCGUGGCCGCUUAGAAAAGAUGCCACAAUGGAUAGCUCGUCUUCACUGCUUGGUAAGAUUAGAUUUGAAUUGGAGCAGGUUGAGGGGUGAGGAGGAUCCGCUUGAAUCCCUCCAACAUUUGCCCAAUUUGGUUAGUAUUAAUUUCUGUGGAUCUUACCAGGGAGAAGGGCUGUGUUUCAAGGCUGGAGGGUUCCUGAAAUUGAAGAGGUUGCACCUAAAGAGAAUGGAAGGGUUGAGAUGGAUGAGAGUGGAGGAGGGUGCAUUGCCUCGUCUCCAAAAACUAUUUCUGCAACAACUUCCAUUACUGGAGGAAUUACCUUUGGGUAUUCAGCACUUGAGCCACCUUCAACGGUUGAUUUUGCAUGAGACGAGUUCUCAAUUGAGAGAGAAGCUGUUAGAGAAUCAGAAGGAAGAAAGUGAAGAUUACAGAAGAAUCGCACACAUUCCUGAAAUUCUCAUUGGUUACUAUACAGAUGAUAGGAAAUGGAGAAGCUGCAACCUGUGGGCGGAGAAGAAGAAAACAUAUAAUCUUUCCAAGCAGCAGCAGUAG